Messenger RNA from Rattus norvegicus (Norway rat), 1702 nucleotides. Lineage: Eukaryota; Metazoa; Chordata; Mammalia; Rodentia; Muridae. The record is from RefSeq and is a predicted model, not a curated record.
UGUAAACUGGAGUGGGGUAGAAGCUGGCGGGCACCCCCUCCUGACCACUGGUGCCGCCGCCUUCAGGAGAAUCAGACAUGGCCCAGAACUUAAAGGACCUAGCGGGACGCCUGCCCUCCGGGCCUCGGGGCAUGGGCACGGCGCUGAAGCUGCUGCUGGGGGCCGGGGCUGUGGCCUACGGCGUCCGUGAGUCCGUAUUCACUGUGGAAGGUGGUCACAGAGCCAUCUUCUUUAAUCGUAUUGGUGGCGUACAACAGGACACAAUCCUAGCCGAAGGCCUUCACUUCAGGAUUCCCUGGUUCCAGUACCCCAUCAUCUAUGACAUUCGGGCCAGACCUCGAAAAAUCUCCUCCCCCACAGGCUCCAAAGACCUGCAGAUGGUGAACAUCUCCCUGCGUGUACUGUCUCGGCCCAAUGCCCAGGAGCUCCCCAGCAUGUACCAGCGCCUAGGCCUAGACUAUGAGGAGCGAGUGCUGCCGUCCAUUGUUAAUGAGGUGCUCAAGAGUGUGGUGGCCAAGUUCAACGCCUCGCAGCUCAUUACCCAGCGGGCUCAGGUGUCUCUGUUGAUCCGAAGAGAGCUGACAGAGCGUGCCAAGGACUUCAGCCUCAUCCUGGACGAUGUAGCUAUCACAGAGCUAAGCUUCAGCCGAGAGUACACAGCUGCUGUAGAAGCCAAACAAGUGGCCCAGCAGGAAGCCCAGAGGGCCCAGUUUUUGGUGGAGAAAGCAAAGCAGGAACAACGACAGAAGAUUGUGCAGGCUGAGGGGGAGGCGGAGGCUGCUAAGAUGCUUGGAGAAGCACUGAGCAAGAAUCCUGGCUAUAUCAAGCUCCGAAAGAUCCGGGCUGCCCAGAACAUCUCUAAAACGAUCGCCACAUCACAGAACCGGAUCUAUCUCACAGCUGACAACCUUGUGCUGAAUCUGCAGGAUGAAAGCUUUACUCGGUAAGAGAGCCCACUGUACAGAGAGCGAAGCCCCUACGUCUGCUCCCCUGGACUCUGUCUAGAUAGUCGCCAGGGCCCUUGACAGUUUCUCUGAACACUAGUCAGAGAAGUGGGUGUCUGGCUAGUUGGCAGUUCCUAUCUUGCAUCCUCUAGAGCUGAUUUUAUAAAGCAAAGCAGGACGUCUUAUGGAAAGUCAUUUUAUUUAUAAAUGUUUAAGAAGUGCUGACUGAUAGCCUCACGUGAGAACCUGUCCUGCCUUGCUGGUAAUGAGCAGAAAUGAAGAGCUGUCCUCGCUGGGGAGCAGAGGGGUCUAGAGCAGCUGGGGCCUGCAGCUGACUAAUCACCUUUCUCUUCCCACAUAUUUCCUGCUCACUUCACGGCAUGCUGGCUACAGGGGAAGUGACAGCCUCAUUAAGGGUAAGAAGUGAGUGUGGACAUCAAGAACCCCACCACCAGAGAAGUUGGCACACUUCUCCAGUUUGGAGGGGCCAGCUAGGGGGUCAAGCAUACCCCACCCUGACCCAAGCAUCAUGUGAUGGAUUCUUCUGUAUCUGCUCUCUUGGAUUAAGGAAGACUGAAGACCAACCCUUUCAGAGGGGUUUUCCUCCUUCUUGUAUUGGCUGGGAAGGGGGGGGGACAGGAGACAGUGUGAUUUCUCAGUGAUUUCCUGUAGUGUUGUCCCUCUCCCUGAAUGGGGGGAGAUAACCACCAUGCCAGGAAGUCUCAAUAAAAUUUUUAUUACUUAAACUAAAGCCAAAA